Messenger RNA from Camelus dromedarius (Arabian camel), 2152 nucleotides. RefSeq names its product WD repeat domain 45B (gene WDR45B). Bases 135 to 1169 code for a protein of 344 amino acids. Gene Ontology annotation, molecular function: protein binding; phosphatidylinositol-3,5-bisphosphate binding; phosphatidylinositol-3-phosphate binding. Gene Ontology annotation, biological process: autophagy of mitochondrion; protein localization to phagophore assembly site; protein lipidation. The record is from RefSeq and is a predicted model, not a curated record. Gene Ontology annotation, cellular component: extrinsic component of membrane; cytosol; phagophore assembly site membrane. Lineage: Eukaryota; Metazoa; Chordata; Mammalia; Artiodactyla; Camelidae. The transcript has 10 exons.
CCUGGUUGCGCGCGCAGGCGGUGGGCCUCUUGCUUCCGGCCGCGGCGGCCUCGGCGCUGGCGAGACGGACCCCGGCGGCCGGCCUCCCGGAGCGGCAUGCGGCGCUGAGGCGCGGCGAACCCCGCGGCGGCGCCAUGAACCUCCUGCCCUGUAACCCGCACGGCAACGGGCUGCUCUACGCCGGCUUCAACCAGGACCACGGGUGCUUUGCGUGUGGGAUGGAGAAUGGAUUCCGCGUGUAUAACACCGACCCGCUAAAGGAGAAGGAGAAACAAGAAUUUCUGGAAGGAGGAGUUGGCCAUAUUGAAAUGCUCUUUCGCUGCAACUAUUUGGCUUUAGUUGGUGGAGGGAAAAAGCCCAAAUACCCUCCGAACAAAGUGAUGAUCUGGGAUGACCUGAAGAAGAAGACCGUUAUCGAGAUAGAAUUUUCCACAGAGGUCAAGGCUGCCAAACUGCGGCGAGAUAGAAUCGUGGUGGUUUUGGACUCAAUGAUCAAGGUGUUUACAUUCACACACAAUCCCCACCAGCUGCACGUCUUUGAAACCUGCUAUAACCCGAAAGGCCUCUGUGUCCUGUGCCCGAACAGCAACAACUCCCUCCUGGCCUUCCCGGGCACGCACACAGGCCACGUGCAGCUCGUGGACCUGGCCAGCACUGAGAAGCCACCGGUGGACAUUCCCGCCCACGAGGGCGUCCUGAGCUGCAUUGCUCUUAACCUGCAGGGAACAAGGAUCGCGACCGCAUCUGAGAAAGGGACCCUUAUAAGAAUAUUUGAUACUUCAUCAGGGCACUUAAUCCAGGAACUGCGAAGAGGAUCUCAAGCAGCAAACAUUUAUUGCAUUAACUUCAAUCAGGACGCUUCCCUCAUCUGCGUGUCCAGUGACCACGGCACGGUGCACAUUUUUGCAGCCGAAGACCCCAAAAGGAAUAAGCAGUCUAGUUUGGCGUCAGCCAGUUUCCUUCCAAAAUACUUCAGUUCCAAGUGGAGUUUUUCCAAGUUUCAGGUUCCCUCAGGCUCUCCCUGCAUCUGUGCCUUUGGAACAGAGCCAAAUGCUGUCAUUGCCAUCUGUGCGGACGGCAGCUACUACAAAUUCCUCUUCAACCCCAAGGGGGAGUGCAUCCGGGACGUGUACGCGCAGUUCCUGGAGAUGACGGAUGACAAGCUGUGACGCUCCCUGGGCACCAAGCUCCCGGGCCGGUGCCGGGCUGGAAGACGGCCUGCGACCUUGGUCUCGAAGCCUCCCGUGGUCGUCUGUUUCCUGAGCCAGGCUUCCAUCUCCAGGGUCAAAGAACCUUCUUAGGGCACCGUUGGACGCUCACGCCCAACGCUGGCUUUACCUUUAGUUCAGCCGUGACACUCGCUUCUGCGGCUCCACCGCUUCCCCCGCUGCAGCUGGGGCUUCGCACACACUUCAGGGCGCUGAGAAAGAGAGGGACGGAGCGCAGGUUGUCUGUGGCGCCAGAUUGCAUCCUUCGACUGAGUCUGUCGUGGGGAAGUGAAAACACGCGUAGGUUAGCUUGCGCUUUCUCGCGGACUUCAGUGGAUGACAAUCCCAGCCGCCUCAGAAGGGGGAGAGGACGGCCUCUUCCCGCCUGAGUGUGGAGAAAGGCAGAGAACCCAGGCCCGCACCUCCCGGGAGCACGUGCCCCCCCCAGGAGCAGAGCCACGCGCAGGCUUCACCAGUGGGGCCUGGAAGCAGGCGCCACUUAGGGUAGAGGCUGCGAAGGGAAGCGCUGGGUGUCUCCAUGACCGGCGCCCGCUUUCUGUCGCGUCCGCCAGCCGCUCCCACUCCCCCUCCCGACGUCCGCACACUAACCUCCCGGGAGUGAAGGGCACACACUUUUCUUUAACGAUUGGUGACUAGAGUAGGUAACGGGCUCUAUGUUGUUAGUGCUACCUGAGGUACAUAUUUAAUUUUCUUAAAUUCCUUUCAAACUUAAUUUUGUGUUUUGAUUUCAGGUUGCAAACGUUUAAAAUCUGCAGCAGCAAGUUCUCGGUUUUGCCAGUUCCUUACUGUCAUGUGAUCAGCUAACUUUGUGGGUUUCAAUGUAAAGUAUGCAUGUUACUUUUACGUGUAUUUAAUCAUGAAAUUUAAUUUUGCACACUUAUUUGUAAUGUUUCUUUUAAAUAAAAGUGACUAAUUUUGUUGUA